Molecule: messenger RNA, 1843 nt
Organism: Musa acuminata subsp. malaccensis (wild Malaysian banana)
Lineage: Eukaryota; Viridiplantae; Streptophyta; Magnoliopsida; Zingiberales; Musaceae
Biological process (GO): transmembrane transport; vitamin transport
Cellular component (GO): plasma membrane
Molecular function (GO): vitamin transmembrane transporter activity
Source: RefSeq, a predicted model, not a curated record
GACAUUCAUCGUAAGAAAGUAUUCGUCGCCUGAUAUAUUUAAUCUAUGUAUCGAACUGAACUUGCCACGCUGAGAUAAACUCUUAGAAAAGCCUGCUUGUCGAUCUCAACCCUGCGUGGUCGAGCCCAACAAUAAGCUGUUCGUGGCAGAAGGAAGGCGAAAAGGGCCGAUCGUACGACCAGAAACCCCCGUCCUCUUCCACCGGAGGACGGCCGGGUGGGUGGGCUUCUUGUUCCGCCCUCUUCCGUGACGAAUGGAUCGGUAUGGGUGGUUGAUAUCCCUCGUUCCCCAGAGCAAUUCGAUCCCCAGGACCUUGCUCGUGGUUCUCCUCUUGUACUCCUUCACGUCGCAGUUCCUCCCGAUCGAGCCCUACCUCGUCCCCUACCUCACCUCCGUCAAGAAUUUCACCAAUUACCAGGUCGCAAAUAGCAUAUUUCCUGUAAGUGUCUAUGCUCAACUUAUAUUUACAUUGAUCAUGGCGCCAGCGUGCUAUUACCUUUCUCACAAACUUGUGAUAACUUUAGGGGCUUUUGGACUAUUUUUAACGUAUUUGAUGGCAUGGUAUGGGCAGUCACUUAUAGCAAUGCAAAUUAUGCAGGUCAUAUAUGGAUUUGGGACAUCAGCACGUUUGGUCUUCUCCUCAUAUAUUUUUCUUCUUGUAGCAGAAGAAGAAUAUCAAACAAUGACCAGUUUAACUCAAACAGUUUCACUUUUGUCCUUCGUUUUGGCUUCUGAAUUGGGUCAGUUUCUUGCCCUUAAAGAAGCUGCGUACGAGAUAUUCUUUAUUAUCUCGCUCACUGCGCUAGGUGUUUGUUGCACCUCAACAUUCCUUUUGCCCAAGGAUCAUUCUUUGAGCUCUUUGCCUUCUCUGGCUAUACUUUGGCAUCCAAGUGAGGGAUGGAAUGCUAAACUGAAGGAAACAUGGAAUGGUCAGAGUUUGAAGAUUCUGUCUCUGUGGUGGGCAGUUGCAUUUGCUGGGAUAUCGUUGGUACAAAAUUAUGGAACAAAUCUCUUUGAUGCUAUUGAUCCACAAUCCAAAUUUAAUGGCCAUAUUCUUGCAGUAUCUGAAGCAGCAGGAAGUCUUGGUUCUUAUUAUGCCAUUUAUAUUGAUAAGUUUGCAGAUAGAUCACGCCAAUUAAUUUAUCUACUCGGAUCAGCAUUUAUGGGUAUUCUUUGCAUUAGCAUGGGAGUUUAUGCCAAUAUUUGGGGAGCAUAUGUUUUUUAUGUGACAAUUUGUGCAAUCUACCGAACUUUUGCUUGCCUUGUGAGUGUGCAAUGUGGACGUCUCCUACAAAAUGGACAAUUUAUCCUCCUAUUCUCAAUUAAUAAUUUUGCGGGGCUUUUAAUCGAGACAUUACUUCAAGCGGCAGUUGAACUAUCUGGUCUUUCAAUAUUCUCGCAGUUUAUUGCCUUUUCUGGAUUGUUCUUUGUUGCAACAGCUAUUUUUAUUUGCUUUUCAUACAUUGACAAUGGAAGAGAUACAUCAAAUAUGUAUUUGAUAUCAGAACCUGAACCCGAGUAAAUUCUGAGUGAUUGUGUCCCACAAGCUGGGUGAUACAAUUUGGGGGAGUUGAAACUAGCUAAACUUCCCUCUGAUAGUGUUGUUGACUUGGGGUAGAGUGGUGAACAGAAUUUGGAAGUCAUUGUGCUACGCAUUUGUUUGACUGCUUGGAGUAUCCAAGUGUUCGAGCAUGUUAUAUGAUCACUAUAAUUUUUUUUACCCUUCGGUUAAUUUGUCUUUGUACGAUUCUUUCACACGAUCUUGUUUGUAAACAGUUCUAUACGAAACAGAGCUACAGAGAGAAGUUACAGAGAUAUGCAGAAAAUUCAGAUUGUAUAUCAA